AUGCCUGCUUCAGAUCUGCAUUCAGCGCUUCUGCGCCCUGCUGUGAUGCAGAUCCUGAAAGCAGCAGGAUUUAACCUAGCCAAACCUUCUGUCGUUGACACUGUUGCAGAUCUUGCUGCUAGAUAUCUUCUCGUGUUAGCCUCCGAAGCUGUACAAUCAGCGAAGUAUACUCAUGGUGACAACGAGCUUACCAUUCAGGAUAUUCGAAUGGCUUUACAGAAAGUGGGUGCUUUGAGACCUCAGUUGAGCGCUACUGAGGAGGCUACGAGAGAGACUGAGUUCGUCAAUGGUGUUCUAGUACCAUUCGAGGACUUACGAGGAGUUGACAAUUUCAUCGAAUGGGCCCAUGGUCCGGUCUGCAAAGAAAUCCGAAGAGUAGCUGGUCUGGAUGGUGGUGAAUUUGAUAACGUUGCAGAUCUUGCUGCAGGCAUGGACGAGAACGAGGACUAUGUGACAGCGAUCAAGAAGAAACACAGCAAGACCGCAGAAGAGUCACGCUUCGAAGGCACUAUGCUUGGCAGAGAUGCAGACUUGCAACCAGUCUCGAUUGCUGGCGGUCCUAUUGGGAGCCUAUCUCAAUGGAACGCAGCUAGAAUGCAGGCUGCAGCAUCAGCGCAUGGAGCUCAAUCUGUUAGUAGUGCAGUAAGCAGCGCACUGUCUACUCCUAUCGACAGUGCUACUCCCGAGCACGUUUGA
This is a messenger RNA of Lithohypha guttulata, 696 nucleotides long. RefSeq lists its product as uncharacterized. Gene Ontology annotation, molecular function: protein heterodimerization activity. The record is from RefSeq and is a predicted model, not a curated record. The transcript has 2 exons. The coding region runs from base 1 to 696 and encodes 231 amino acids. Lineage: Eukaryota; Fungi; Ascomycota; Eurotiomycetes; Chaetothyriales; Trichomeriaceae.